AUGAAGAACUUCUUUACGUCUCUUUUUACCACUGCGGCUCUACUGUUUCGGCUGUCUUCAGCGGGGCAGACACACCCGAAAGUUGAUUUGGGAUAUGAGAUACACCAGGCUCUCUCCUACAAUGAGACUGGUCAGCUUUAUCAGUUUGCCAACAUUCGAUAUGCUCAGCCUCCGCUCGGCGACCUACGCUUCGCAGCGCCAGUCCCACCGACUGGUCGUAACCCAGUCGUUCAAACUGGCAAUCUAUCUUACAUUUGCCCACAGGCGGGACCGGCUUGGGGAGUAAUUUCCAACUCAUUUCAAUCAGCUUAUAUAUCGAAUGAUCUAUCCCUGUUCAACUACACUCAUCUUGCUGAGAUGGCCCCAGAAAUUCUACCUACCUUGAUCUCUGAGCUCAAUCACGGGACUGCAGUGUCGGAAGAUUGCCUAUUUCUUGAUGUGACGGUGCCUAAGCAAGUUUUCAACGGCUCUUUUCGCAGAAGAGCUCCGGUCGUUGUCUGGAUUUACGGAGGAGCCUAUACACUAGGUAGCAAAGGUGUUAACCCUGCCGGACUGAUCAAAGCUAGCCAAUCGAAUAAUACCGCUGGGGUUAUUCACGUUGCCAUGAACUACCGGCUUGGAGCCUUUGGAUGGCUUGCAGGGCCAACACUCCAGGGUAUGGGCGGUGUGUCAAAUGCAGGCUUAUAUGAUCAGCGUCUGGCCUUGGGGUGGGUACAGAAGUACAUUCAUCUCUUCGGCGGCGACCCCAAUCAAGUCACUGUGAUGGGAGAGUCGGCAGGUGGUGGUAGUAUUAUGCAUCAAAUUACCGCCUAUGGGGGUAAUAAGCACUCGCUCUUCCAGCGUGCUAUUAUCCAGUCCCCUGGCCUAACACCAGCGGUCUCGCAGUUUAAACAAGAGAACAAAACACAGGCCUUCCUGUCCCUGCUGAAUGUCAGCACAAUCGAGGAGGCUCGCCAGCUGAGUUCCGACGCUCUUAUCAAUGCCAAUUCCUGGCAGGUUGGCAAUGCUUCCUACAGCGAUUAUGUUUGGGGCCCAGUCGUCGACGGCCUCUUUGUGCCUGCCCUUCCUGGUAUUUCACUUCUCAAUGGUGGUUUCUCGCGUAACAUUAGCAUCAUGGUGGGUCAUAACAAGAAUGAGAGUCCUUCAUUUACGCCACCAUGGGCCAACAAUACUGCUGCAAUUCGAGCUCUCUUUCCCGGCACUGACUUGUCUGUCAUCGACUACAUUGUGAAUACACUGUAUCCAGCCAACCUCAGCGACUCAGCAAUCAGCGCACGGUAUAGCUCCGGCAUCAAUCGAACUAUCGCCAUGGUGAAUGAGGAAAUAUUUACUUGCAACACAAACUAUCUCGCUCGCGCCUUCAAAAAUGAGACCUACAACUAUGAAUUUCAAGUCGCGCCGGCCCUUCAUGGCCAGGAUGUUUCCUAUACCUACUGGAAUGGUGAGGCGACAGACCACUCCACUGGAGUGUCACACGUGGUGGCCUCGAUUGCGAAGUUAAUGCAGGGUUACAUCACCAACUUCAUUGCUACAGGAAAUCCGAAUGGACCUGGACUGCCUAUUUUCCCAAAGCAGGGGCACAAUGCUACCAUGCUCGGUAUCGGUGGGAACAGGGCCAAUGUCGAGGUGCAGACAGAUGACACUGCCAAUACGAGGUGUAUUUGGUGGCAAAAAUCUCUGUGGCUCUAA
Messenger RNA from Penicillium robsamsonii, 1689 nucleotides. RefSeq lists its product as uncharacterized. Lineage: Eukaryota; Fungi; Ascomycota; Eurotiomycetes; Eurotiales; Aspergillaceae. Bases 1 to 1689 code for a protein of 562 amino acids. The transcript has 3 exons. The record is from RefSeq and is a predicted model, not a curated record.